GUGGUCUGUCCAAUCACUCAAACGACUGAGAACAUGAACAGUGAUCGCCUUGUUUCCUCCUAUUACUUCUCAAAGACCAAAUUUUUCCCUAUAAAAUUGAAGCAGAGAUAUCUGGCUGAAUCAGAAAUGGAGCGUGUGGUGGGUUACAGAUUCCAUCCAACUGAUGAAGAAAUCAUCCGUCUUCUUGAGCAGAAGAGGCGUGAACCUGAUUUCUCUGUCCAUGCUAUUUCUGAGGCUAAUAUCUGUGAUUACGAGCCUUUUCAGCUAACUAGGCUUUCACGGAUACCGUCCAGUGAAAAAUGGUGCAGCUUUUUCUGUGCCCCAGAUUAUAUAAAUGUUGAUACUAGUCGUUUUAGUAGAGCAACUAAGACGGGAUACUGGAAGCUAACCGGUGAACCUCGUAAAAUUAAGGCUAAACGUAGUAAGAAGGUAAUUGGUGCCAAAAGGAUUUUGGUAUUCUAUGAACGUCAUGGUGGUUCUAAGGGGAUUAAGACUAACUGGGUUAUGCAUCAGUAUUCUGUCAACAAUGAUCCUCUUUAUAAGAAGGAUUUUGUUGUGUAUCGCAUAAAAAGAAAAAGAGAUAAGAAGUAUAAUGUUUUAACCAACAGUAAAGAUCAACAAAAAAAGAAGCCCCAUGUAUCAACCAGGAAUGAUGAACCAAGUCAUAGUAUUUCUUUUGCUAAUGGCUGUCCUCCAGAAUUGCAGUCACAAAUUGCAGAAAACACUUCAGAAUUUCAGUCUAAUGUUGCAGAAAAUGCUUCUAUAGAAGCACAGCUAGCACCAAGCAAUUGUUCAGCUUCCUCUCCUAGAUAUCAAGUUACAGAAAAUACUUUGCAAGUGGAUCCACACCAUCUUGCAGAAUCAAAUAUGCUCUAUGAGUGUAAUGGGUUGGAUGACACAUCGCCCUCGGCACUGCAGUCGCAUGCAGGACAGGGACCCUCAUAUUCUAAUGUCUCUAGUAAUGACCAAGAUGUAUUGGAUUCACCAUUUGGCAGUAAGAGAGAAGACAACUCUGUGAAUCCACAGCAGCAUAUCCAGAAUUCAUACCCUUACGAGGACACAGGAGAUAGUACCCAUCCUCAUAACUUCAACUUGACAAAUUCAGUAGCUGGAUUUGGCUGUGGAGUUAGCAGUGAAUGGGACUCUGAAACGUUCAUUGAAACUGUAAGAGUUGUGUUUGAGUAUAAUCCACAACCAGAUGCUGUAUCUUUGACAUUGUAAUAUUUUUUUCACUCUAGCUGGAUAUUCUUAAAUAUGUAAUCUUUAAUUAUUGUUAUAUGAUAUCUUUCUGGAGUUUGUUCUUUAGAACAUUGGAGAACUCCAAUUUGUUUGUACCCAUCGAUGCUGCUGAAAACAAUAUGUAAGGCUGGUACAUAGUUGUUUUUUUGCUCCUAUA
Molecule: messenger RNA, 1396 nt
Organism: Mangifera indica (mango)
Lineage: Eukaryota; Viridiplantae; Streptophyta; Magnoliopsida; Sapindales; Anacardiaceae
Product: NAC domain-containing protein 91-like
Exons: 3
Coding region: 34-1221 (395 amino acids)
Biological process (GO): regulation of DNA-templated transcription
Molecular function (GO): DNA binding
Source: RefSeq, a predicted model, not a curated record